CAAGGAACAAGCAAGAAUGCAAGUUUGCUUUUUCUCAUUCUUACUUGACACACUUUCAAUCGCUUGCACAUUGCCGCACUAAUUCACCGGAUUGACACACACACACACCCACCUAUACACACACACACCCAAGACACACAAUGGUCGCCGAGACAAAGCUAUACGACUCGCUAGGCAUCGCGUCUACCGCGACACCGGAAGAAAUCAAGAAAGCAUACCGCAAAGCCGCCCUGAAGUGGCACCCCGAUAAGAACCAAGACAACCCGCAAGCCUCUGAGAAAUUCAAGGAGGUCUCACAAGCAUACGAAAUCCUGUCCGAUGCCGACAAGCGCAAGACCUACGACCAAUUCGGCCUCGACUUCCUGUUAAGAGGUGGUGCUCCACCUGAGGAUGCUGGUGGUGCUGGAGGCUUUGGUGGCAUGCCAGGCGGUAUGCCUGGUGGUAUGCCCGGUGGUUUCGGAGGCUUCCCUGGAGCUGGAGGCCCUGGAGGCGCUAAGUUCCACUUCUCGACUAGUGGUGGUGGCCCUGGUGGCUUCUCCUUCAGCAACCCGGAAAGCAUCUUCUCCGAGUUCCUGAGAGGUGGCGCUGGUGGGGGCAUGGGCGGAGGCAUGGGAGACGACGACGAUUUCAUGUCGGCAUUUGGAGGUGGAGGUGGUUUCGGCGGACAAUUUGGUGCUCGCCCGGGUCCAGGUGGCCGCGCUCGUACCAUGAACAGUGGCAUGCCUAGACGCCAGCAAACACCCGAAGUCACAGUCGUCGAGAAGCCUCUACCCGUCACCCUUGAGGAUCUGUUCACAGGUUGCACAAAGAAGAUGAAGAUCAAGAGAAAGACAUUCGACGACCACACCGGCAAACAAUCAGUACAGGAUCGCAUCCUCGAAGUACCAAUUAAGAAGGGUCUCAAGCCCGGCAGUAAGAUCAAAUUUACAGGAGUCGGAGACCAGGUCGAGGGAGGAGUCCAGGAUUUGCACUUUGUUGUUGAAGAGAAAGAACACCCCUUGUACAAGCGCGAAGGAGACGACAUCAUCCACAACGUCGACAUCACCCUAAAAGAAGCCUUGACUGGCUGGUCAAGAACCGUCAAGACCAUUGACGGCAAGCAAAUUGGCGUCAGCUCAAGCGGCCCUACACCGCCCACCUACAAAGAUCGCUACCCCAACCUCGGCAUGCCCAAGAGCAAGAAGCCUGAUGAACGAGGCGACUUUAUCGUCGGUGUCAAGAUUCAAUUCCCUACAAGCUUGACACCUGCCCAAAAGAACACACUCAAGGAGAUUCUGUGAGCGAAAAGUUCAGAGUUCAACCACGGCGUCCUUUUUUCCUUCUUCUGCACAUAUUCUUUUCUCUUGAAGCGUUCUUUUAAUGAGAGCAUUUGCGGAGGCUGGCCUUUUCGAAACAUUAGAAACGAAUUAAUGAAACAUAUUUUAUGCAACAAAUCUUAUGGAGUGCAUAUUCUAACCAAG
Aureobasidium subglaciale EXF-2481 is the source of this 1460-nucleotide messenger RNA. RefSeq lists its product as uncharacterized. NCBI's taxonomy places the organism in Eukaryota, Fungi, Ascomycota, Dothideomycetes, Dothideales, Saccotheciaceae. Gene Ontology annotation, cellular component: cytosol. Bases 141 to 1280 code for a protein of 379 amino acids. Gene Ontology annotation, molecular function: protein-folding chaperone binding. Gene Ontology annotation, biological process: translational initiation. The record is from RefSeq and is a predicted model, not a curated record. The transcript has 2 exons.